Xenopus laevis (African clawed frog) is the source of this 2714-nucleotide messenger RNA. RefSeq names its product solute carrier family 6 (neurotransmitter transporter), member 4 like L homeolog (gene slc6a4l.L). Gene Ontology annotation, molecular function: serotonin binding; serotonin:sodium:chloride symporter activity. Gene Ontology annotation, biological process: amino acid transport; sodium ion transmembrane transport; serotonin uptake. Lineage: Eukaryota; Metazoa; Chordata; Amphibia; Anura; Pipidae. Bases 1 to 1773 code for a protein of 590 amino acids. The record is from RefSeq and is a predicted model, not a curated record. Gene Ontology annotation, cellular component: presynapse; neuron projection; membrane. The transcript has 13 exons.
AUGUCAGAGCUAAACUGCACAGCUCCUGUGGACAAGCUCCCCAAACAAGAGUCACCUACACCUAACAAUAAUGCCAUGCCUCUACCACUCAUAACCCAGUCUGACUCCAGGGAUAAAUGGAGCAAAAAGAUGGAUUUUCUUCUUUCUGUCAUUGGGUUUGCUGUCGACUUGGGAAAUGUGUGGCGCUUUCCUUAUAUCUGUUAUCAGAAUGGUGGCGGAGCAUUCUUGAUUCCAUAUACUAUCAUGGCAAUUUUUGGAGGGGUCCCUCUCUUCUACAUGGAGUUAGCCCUUGGUCAAUUUCACAGAAUGGGUGCCAUCCCUAUAUGGAAACGUAUCUGUCCGAUCUUUAAAGGUAUUGGAUAUGCAAUUUGCAUAAUUGCUUUGUAUGUCUCGUUCUACUACAACACCAUCAUAGCCUGGGCCUUGUUCUACUUCUAUUCCUCUUUCACUGACACCUUGCCAUGGACAAACUGUGAUAAUCCCUGGAAUACUCCCAACUGCACCAACUACUUUGGCAAAUCUAACAUAACCUGGAACAAUUAUUCUAAAUCUCCAGCAGAAGAGUUUUAUACGAGAAAAGUCCUUGGAAUUCAUGAAGCAGACGGCUUAGAUGAUGUUGGAGGCUUACGCUGGCAGCUGCUUCUCUGCCUUUUUAUAAUAUUUACCAUUGUAUACUUCAGUCUGUGGAAAGGAGUGAAAACCUCUGGGAAGGUGGUAUGGGUAACAGCAACCCUCCCUUAUGUGGUACUUUUCAUCCUAUUGAUUCGAGGAGCUACUCUUCCAGGGGCCUGGAGGGGGAUUUUAUUUUACUUAAGGCCCAAGUGGGAAAAACUAACAGAUACUGCAGUCUGGGUGGAUGCGGCAGCACAGAUUUUUUUCUCUCUGGGACCUGGAUUUGGAGUUCUCUUAGCACUAUCAAGCUAUAACCCAUUCCACAACAACUGUUACAGAGAUGCACUUAUUACCAGCACAGUGAACUGCUUGACCAGCUUUUUGUCUGGUUUUGUGAUUUUCACAGUACUCGGUUAUAUGGCUGAAAUGAGGGGUGUUGAAGUUGAGGAUGUGGCAAAAGACAAAGGUCCAAGUCUCCUCUUUAUAACAUAUCCAGAAGCCAUUGCGAAUAUGGUGGGAUCUACAUUCUUUGCCAUAAUCUUUUUCAUGAUGAUGAUAACCCUUGGUCUAGAUAGCACGUUUGGAGGCCUGGAAGCCAUUAUCACAGCUGUUAUGGAUGAAUACCCACAUAUAUUGUCCAAGAGGCGAGAGUUGUUUGUCCUCGGAUUGGUCAUAGUCUGCUUUACUGGAUCCCUCAGUACUCUGACUCAUGGAGGUGCUUAUGUUGUUAAACUUUUGGAACAAUUUGGUGCUGGCUGUCCUAUUAUUGCAGUUGUAUUUUUAGAGGCCAUUGCUGUAUCAUGGUUUUAUGGGAUACAAAGAUUCUCUAAUGAUGUGAAGUCCAUGCUGGGCUUUGCUCCUGGAAUAUUUUGGAGGAUUUGUUGGGUAGCAAUCAGCCCGGCAUUUUUAGCAUUUAUCAUUGUCAGCUCUCUUAUGGAUCAGCCACCUCUUACAUUAUUUGACUAUCGAUACCCAGAAUGGACCACCUCUGUUGGAUUUCUUAUUGGAGCAUCUUCUUUCAUUUGGAUACCUGUCUACAUGGUGUACAAGUUGGUAUGGACUCCAGGAUCUCUUAAGGAGCGUCUGGCUGUCUGUGUCCGACCAGAGAAGGCAGUGAGGGAUCAACAGCUAGAUUCCAUGUGCAUGGCAUCUGAACCCUAAAUAAAUAAUUCCAAGCUCCAUUAUAAACCAGAUACAGGAGAGGAGUAACAGCGAAUCAGUCAUUGGUGCAUUUUUAUGGUGUCCGCUCACCUCAUGUGGGGUUUAUAAAUGCAGUAACACUGAUAAACGGUUGUUGGAGUUAAUCAAGUAAUUAUUAUAAAGAUAUGUAUUUUUAUUUAAGGGGUGCUGUAUCCAGGAAAAUGACUGCCAAUGAGAGCUUUUUGCCUGUUUUUAAAAAGCAUCAGGUACGCAUGUCUACUGAAGUAUUUGUGUAUAUGUAUAUAAAUAUAUAUAUAGAAGUCAUACGAUUACAUCUUCUAAUUUCUAUCAGGAUCGAAAAACUUUCUGAAUAACGUCAUAACUGAAUCAUGAACUAUCGUAUUCUCUUUGUUGCCUCAUUGUUGAAGCACUACACAAUUAAAUGAUUCCCAAGUGGAGUUGAGUCAUCCAACGCCAUGAAUCAUUCCUAUGCCCGUGAUGAUGCAGGCAGACCUGCAGAGGUGUCAGAAGGUGCAAAUGAAUGAACGAGCAAUGAAUCAGAAAAAUGUUAAAAAAAGAAAAUUGAUGUAGGUUGUGCUCCCCUUAACGCUCUGUUUGCUUUUUCAGUUAGACUGGUAUUCUAUUAUAACCUUAUUAGUAUUUAACUGUAAUAACCCAAGCUUGAAACCCUUACAGAUUCUUUCCAUAAUAUGUAUACUAUACAUAAUGAGUCACUAACUGUUCAGUAGGCACCCCUUGAUUCCCACACGGAUAUUAUAGUUAUGGAAUAAGCUGUUUUGCCUUUUGCUGCAUCAUUUUCUGUGCAUCAGCUAAUGUCAGUGUGUUUCCAUUAAUGUUUUCACUGACACUGGUUCUUGGUGAAACAUUUGUAAGUCUUUAAAGGGAUACUGUCAUGGGAAAAAAAAGUUUUUUUCAAAAUGCAUCAGUUAAUAGUGCUGCUC